Aspergillus mulundensis is the source of this 2580-nucleotide messenger RNA. Its product is annotated as Sin1 family protein. The record is from RefSeq and is a predicted model, not a curated record. Gene Ontology annotation, molecular function: phosphatidylinositol-4,5-bisphosphate binding. Lineage: Eukaryota; Fungi; Ascomycota; Eurotiomycetes; Eurotiales; Aspergillaceae. The coding region runs from base 1 to 2580 and encodes 859 amino acids. The transcript has a single exon. Gene Ontology annotation, biological process: TORC2 signaling. Gene Ontology annotation, cellular component: cytoplasm; plasma membrane; TORC2 complex.
AUGUCUCUCCUUCAUAACGAAGAGUCAGUCCUGGACCCCUCAAUCUUCCCUGGCUUCAUGCUAAUUGAGCGCAGCUUUACGAUAUGGCAGCUGCGCACUUCUUACCUCUCUACGAUCAAGGAUGGUAUCGGCGACAGACUUAUCAACGUCAAUCAUUCCGUACUUAACACUCCCGGAUUCCGCGCUGCGGGUUGGCCGGCAGCCUCCGCAAAUCACCCCUCACAACUUGCAGCCAGCAUAAAGCGAACAUACUCCCCUCCUAUUCCUACAACUACAGCGGUGUCAUCCGAAUACUAUCAACUAGGCAUUCGAGAUUUGAAUGAUCCACAAAGACUUGGAUUUGGGGAGGAGGGGGAGGAUGACGAAGGGGGAAUGGUGACGGGGAAAUCUACUACAGAUGGAAUCGGCCGCCGGAACCCUCUACGGAACGAAAAGCGCCUGCAUCGAAGAGAACGCCAGCAAAGAGAACAGCAGAAGGUAAGGGAGAUUGAGGAGGAGGAUAGCAGCGACCUGAGCGACGAAAGUGACGACGAGGGCGAGGCCCCGCAAAGAGCUAACGAAGAGAUCAAGUUUCCAAAAGUUCCUGUACGGAUCAGAGCAGGCUCGUCGCCUAUCAGAGCUACUGAUCGCCAAGAAAGACCACAAGUUAUGGUCACACAUCCUUCGCAUACAUCAAUGAAUAGCCAUUACCGUACAGGCUCUCUUGGGACAGCCCCAAGCGUCAAUGAGCGCCCCCGGCGGGACACGACUACGACUAUGACCAGUAGUGAUAUGUCCUCAGACCAUGAGAUUGAUUCAUCCGUGCCGGGGUACAAAAGGCGCCAGAUACACUUCUCUGGAUACGAUCAAGUGAUAGAUCUAGGAAAGGCCAGCAGUGACGGGCUCGAGCAAUUGGAUGAGCAGGAGGAAGACUCCGAUGCCGGGUCAGUGGAGAGUGCCCUUUCGUCAGAAUUUGAUGCGACGGCCGGUUCUGCGUCACUUCUAGGAGCUGUCGGUAUAACUGGCGGCCUCAAUUCGUCAUCGCCAAUUGCUUUGAUGCACAAGCUACCACAUGGACCGAGUUCUCAAACAGCAUCUCCCCGGAAGCCAAAACCACCCGCACCAGAACUGCAGGACUUGCCACCUCCUCGACCUAUCAGCACGGUGCAGCCUGUUAGCCUGCUCUCCACAGCACUCAAUGCUCGCGCAAAGGCACCAUCGAACCCCGUUGAGAAGUUCGCCGUACUUUCUGGUAAGGGCCUAACUGAUGCCUUGAAUAUUCGACUAUAUUUGCCAUUCUCCUCGGACCCUGAAGAGCCCCUCGACUUGCCGCUCGCUCGCGAGUCGAAAUUAGCGGACCAACCAGCACCAGUGACUGUCGUCGAGGCUAUUGGACUGGCACUUUGGAGAUACGCUGAAGAGCGCCGGCAACCUCCUAUCGAGCGAGAAAAGCUCAACGUGAAUAGGUGGACGCUUCGAAUGGUGGAGGAUGGCGAGGUCGAAUAUGAUUUUCCGCCGUUGGGUAGAACAUCAGACAUAACCGAUUUCACUUCAAACAACAACAGUCGAGCGGGUGGCAUGCGCGGCAGAUCCAGAGGAAAACAAUAUGACGAGUUUGCUCUAGUUGAGGCUUCUGAUUCGGAGUUCGAGGAGAACCAGCGCCUGUACCCGGUAGAGAACGCCUCUGCUCCGGCUGAGGAGACAGGAGAUGCAGUACCUGCGCCACUCGCUAUCCCGGCAACUCAACCGAUUGCGCAAAAUAAAACGUCUCGUCCGAACCCGAUCCUAGGACAACCAUUCUCUUCAGCCUUGAAUGACAAUACCCUGACACCUGCUGAUCGUCCAGCGGUGCCGGUUUCUCAUGCUACACCCCGUCUUGGCGUUUCAAAGACGCUGAAGAUUCGGUAUAUCAACUUGGAAUCAUCGACUCAAGUUACAACCCUAAAUACCUCGACGGAUAGCUACAUUGCAGAAAUUCUUGAUUCCGUUUGCAAGCGAUGGGGAUUGGAUAAAGGGAAUUAUCUGCUCAAAGUGAUGGGCUCCAACACAAUUGCGCCGCUGGACCGCACUGUUGAAGCAUUGGGCAAUAUUACAGAAUUGGAUCUUGUUCGUCGACGCUUCGGCCCACAGGCAUUGACAGGGUCACCGGUCAGCUCUUCGCCUAACGCACCACUGAUGGUUGAGAACUCAGCUGUGCCGAGUAAGAAAGGAAAGAAAAGCGGGCAGCGAAUGCUGCAUCCUCUCACGCAAAAGCAGGACCUUAUCGGAGGAUACUACCGGCGAUAUUUUGUGCUUCGCAAACAGUCGAUGGGGUUCACCACUUCCUUGCAUCGGGUCCUCACAUUUGAUAACGACUACAUGCACAUCAUGCCUGCAGACACGGGUAAAAAUGGGUCCGACACCAAGACUCGAUCGAUCAGCUUCAACGAUGUUGUCGGGUGUAAAGUAAGUCGACGGCAUCCGAAGAAUUUCCGCGUCGUUGUGCUCCGCGGGAACGAUGCGACGGAGCAGAAGCGUUAUGACUUUGAGGCGCGCAAUGCGCUCGAAGCCGUGGAGAUUGUGGACGAGAUUAAGAAGAACAUGGCGCAUUAUCGGACAUGA